This is a messenger RNA of Eucalyptus grandis, 1333 nucleotides long. Its product is annotated as reticulon-like protein B11. The transcript has 6 exons. Bases 345 to 971 code for a protein of 208 amino acids. NCBI's taxonomy places the organism in Eukaryota, Viridiplantae, Streptophyta, Magnoliopsida, Myrtales, Myrtaceae. The record is from RefSeq and is a predicted model, not a curated record.
UAUAACUGUUACUAGCACAUGGAGAUGGAAAUGGAGGGGCAGGCAGGCAUGGUACCAAAACUCAGUGCUCGUGAACUUCUACUUUCAAUAGUCCUGCUUUCGUGGACGAAAUUGUAAAAAGAAGAAUUGCCGGGGGCCAAUUGCGGAACUUGGGGAAAAGCCCGUUCCACUUCCAGAAAGUAGGAAACUGCCUUUUCCUCUCGGGCGCUGCCGUUUCGUAUUCUCUUUCCCUCCUUCAUCUUCCUCCCGAUCUGACCUCUUUUCCCGAUCACCUUUUCGGCCGUUCGCGUCUCGUCGCGCCCGAUCGGCGAAGAGGGAGAGGAGAUCGCGACGCGGAUACGCCGAUGGGAGCUCCGACUCCGCCGCCUCAUCGCGUCGACGUCCAUCGGGCCCUCGGCGGUGGCUCCGUUGCCGAUUUGCUCCUGUGGAGAAGAUGGGUCGCCGGGGUGGCGCUCCUGCUCUCUUCGACGGCGAUGUGGGUCCUGUUCGAGAGAGCCGGUUACAAUCUGCUGUCCUUCGCCGCCAACACUAUGUUCCUUCUCGUUCUCAUACUCUUCCUCUGGGCGAAAUCUGCUGCCCUCCUCAAUCGACCAUUGCCUCCUCUCCCUGACCUAGAGGUUUCCGAGAAUUCUGUAGCCAAAGCUGCCGACGUUAUGGUAGAUUGGAUCAACCGUGGUCUAUCCAUUGGGCGUGAGAUAACAGUCAAUCGGAACUUGAAACUCUUCUUUCAGGUUGCCUUUGGCUUGUGGGCAAUUUCAUACAUCGGCGGUCUCUUCAACUUUCUUACCCUAGUUUAUAUUGGGAUCGUUCUUGCAUUCUCUGUUCCUUUCGUGUAUGACAAGUAUCAGGACCACAUCAAUGAUAAACUGUGCGUAACGCACAGCGUUCUGCAAAAGCAAUAUAAAAGAUUUGAUGAACACAUCUUGAAGAAGAUUCCAGUGCCUUCUAACAAAGAAAAGAAGAUUGAAUAGGCAGAUUCCUUCUUGAUGCUUUUCCUAAACAGCACCUGCAUUGGUUUGGUAUUGGGCUAAAGUUGCUUGAAAGAUAUGCCCAUAGAAGUGGAAAUUGUUUCUUGGCAUGCGGCGUUUUUGGGUUCGCUGGUUUUAGAUGAGUUAAGGUUAACCAUAUACUGGCAAUACGGUGCCAGACCUAAGGCCCGUUGGCCUCUGCAUUUCGGCGAGCUUUUGGGUUUGAAUUAUCAAAAGUCCUCUGUAAAUCUGGUGUGAGAUGUAUUUUCAACAGUCGUGGCUUCUUAAUGUACUUUUUUGUUAUAAGAGAGAUUACAACAGCACAACACAAAACAAAACAAAGCUCAAGUAUAAUUCUUUUCAUA